Messenger RNA from Amaranthus tricolor (Joseph's coat), 1566 nucleotides. RefSeq lists its product as uncharacterized. The record is from RefSeq and is a predicted model, not a curated record. The coding region runs from base 219 to 812 and encodes 197 amino acids. Lineage: Eukaryota; Viridiplantae; Streptophyta; Magnoliopsida; Caryophyllales; Amaranthaceae. The transcript has a single exon.
AGAGCAUCUCGCUUAGAAUUAAUAUCAAGUUCAAACAAAAUCUUCUUGUUAUAAAGAUCGGUUUCUCGGAGUUCUCGGUGGUGUACAUAGGCAUGGUUUUUGAUUGUCAUAUGUAAUUUGUUUCCUUCUACAAACUUGUAACUUUAUUUUAUUGUUUAUUUAAUAAAUAAAGUAACAUAUUUUAACAAUCUAAAACAUCAUUUUCUUUGAAUUACGAUAUGGCAAGUCUCAAGGAUUUGACUACCAACUUUGUCAAACUUGACAAGUUUGUAGGCAAUGAGUUUAGGAGAUGGCAAAAGAAAAUGCUUUUUCUCUUAACUGCUUUAAAAGUUGCUUAUGUGAUAAGUGCACCAAGGCCUAGUGAAAAGGAAGAUGAGACUCCGGAGGAUAUCUGUGCUAGAAGUAAAUGGGAUAAUGAUGACUUUAUUUGUAGGGGGCACAUCCUUAAUGGUAUGAGUGAUACUCUCUUCGAUGUUUACCAAAAUGCUGAAUCCGCUCAAGAAAUGUGGUCCUUACUUGAAACUAAAUAUAUGGCUGAAGAUGCAUCAAGAAAAAAGUUUCUUGUAAGUAAUUUCAAUAAUUUUAAGUUUGAUGAUAAUCGCCCUACUAUGGAACAAUUUCAUGAGAUACAAAGGUUGUAUGAUAAUCUUAAAAGGCAUGACAUAAAUAUGGACGAACUCUUUGUUGUCUCUAGUAUUAUUGAUAAAUUACCACCAUCAUGGAAAGGUGUUAGGAGUAUCCUAAAGCACAAAAAGGAGGAAAUCGAUCUUACCCAACUUGCCACCCAUCUUCUCAUAGAAGUUGGGAUCUGAGAGCAAGAGAUAGGGAAGGAAACAUCCUCGGUUUCUACUAUUAAUAUGGUAGGAGAAAAUUCUAACAAGUCUAAACUUGUGAAGAAUAAGAAAAGGGGCUCGAGUUCUUUCAAGGGGAAAUCUACUAAUUUUUCCAUGAAACCUACGGUUGGUGGGUGUUGGUUUUGCGGAAAACCGGGACAUCGUAAGAAAGAUUGUUUUCUUUUCAAGAAAAAAAAUGGUAACAAGGGUGAGGCAUCUAAUAGCCAAGAUCCCGUGAAUGAAGGUAUUUCCUCACAAUCAAUUAAGUUUAAUUCUAAUUUGGAAUUAAAUGGAACAAAUUAUAAUAUUUGUUGUGUGCAGGAUGAUUCAUGGUACAUCGAUUCCGGUGCCUCUAGACACGUUUGCAUGGAUAGGAGAUGGUUUAAGACCUUUCACAAGUGUAAUGGUGAUGAGUUUCUCUAUAUGGGAAAUAAUUUUAAUAUUCAAGUUCUUGGGAAAGGUUCGGUUGAACUGCAUUUCACUUCGGGGAACCUUCUUACUUUGAAGGAAGUGAUGUUUGCUCCUAAGAUUGCAAGGAAUUUAGUGUCAGGGCCGACCUUGAAUCGUAUGGGAUAUAAAUUAGUAUUCGAACCUGAUCGAUGUAUAAUUAGUUGGGGUGGUGUAUUUAUUAGAAGAUGUUAUUUGAAUUGUAAUUUAUUUAAGCUUUCAAUCAAGACAUAUUUAGAUAAUAGUUUAUUUCAUGUUUAUGACAAUAAUGUAAAUAUGUAUAAAU